Messenger RNA from Dreissena polymorpha, 1410 nucleotides. RefSeq names its product brain protein I3-like. The transcript has 4 exons. The coding region runs from base 106 to 480 and encodes 124 amino acids. The record is from RefSeq and is a predicted model, not a curated record. NCBI's taxonomy places the organism in Eukaryota, Metazoa, Mollusca, Bivalvia, Myida, Dreissenidae.
CAUCAUGUUUAAGUAACCGUAGUUGUUGGAUUAUACAGGACACAUUCUCUAAAACAGGAAACUGAAGUACCUUCUGUCAGUGAAUUCGUAUUUGCCGGGAACACAAUGACGACACAUGUUUACACAAGUAAUGUUUACAACGCUCAGAGUCAACCCGCACCCCCGGGUUACUACAGUCAACCCGCAGCCCCGGGCUACUACAGUCAACCCGCCCCUCAACCCAUUGGCCAGUAUCCCUACACUCAGGCACCGAACCCUCACGUCCAAAACAUGUUCCAGGCUCAGCAGAGCACAACUGUGGCAGUGAUAUCAGCAGGAAAUGCUCGUACCGGAAACUGUCCGCACUGUGGGCAAGGUAUCCUAAUAAAAAGGUACUCCACAUGUGGGAUUAUACUUGCAAUAUUGCUGUUCCCAGUCGGGGUCCUCUUCUGCCUAUGUAUGGAGGAGAAACGAUGCACGCAUUGCAAUUGCAGCUUCUAAGAUUGUAAGAAGUGACAAACCCCACGUUUGAUUUGUGAGAUAUGAUUUACAAUAUGGACACGUAAUGUGAUGUAUUCUAUUAAAAACGAAUAGAAUCUAAAAUGUAUCAAAUGUGUGCUAGGCUUAGCUGCUUAAACGCGUAUAACAAAUACUGGUUACAUUCCUGUUAAAGCUAUUAGAUGGCCUAUCAAAAAUCACCGUAGAUAAAAUAUGCAUUUGAGCAAUAUAGAGAAUAUUAUGUGAGUUUUGGAUAAAUAUCAAGUUUAUCAUGCGAGGCUUAGAACCGAUGUAGCGCGAGGCUUGCCGAGCACUAACAUGGUUCGUGCCGAGCAUGAUAAACUUGAUCUUUAUCCAAAACUCACAUAAUAUUCUAUGUAUCCUAGUAUUUCCUCACAACUUAACAUCAAUAACUAACAACUUGUUGAUGAUUUCAUUUUCCCGUGGUUGACAAAAACAGAUUAUCCAAUUGUAGGAAAAAACAAAAUCUGAUCUAAAAAUAGCGAUUAUAUAAAGGUCAUGUUUAUACGAUCGUUGUUAUUCUAUCGAUUUUCAUCUGGUAAUAGGAUACAAUAUUAUAUCGAUGAUUUGAUAAUUUGCAUUUCAAAUUACAUUCAAAUAUGUAAAAGGUUGUUUAUCAAUUACACAUAAAUAUAGAGUGGCGUAUUUGCUCAGAACAUACUCUAGUAAAUGCCUAUUAGUUUAAAAUUAUUACUGAUAAUGAUGUUCCUUAUAUACUUUUGUGUUUUUAUUUUUGUUAACGUAGUGGUGUUAGAACCGAUAAAAUUUAAUCAAUUUCAAAGAUGUGGUUUAAUGGUUACCACGCGGACAGACGAACGCACAUCAACACCCUUUCUAUUACGACAGUCAUCCAAUUUAGGCUUAACCGCAGUGUGGUUCAUCGUUUUGCGUAAAAAGUGAAAUAAUGUAAUA